This is a messenger RNA of Babesia bigemina, 1674 nucleotides long. RefSeq names its product diacylglycerol acyltransferase, putative. NCBI's taxonomy places the organism in Eukaryota, Apicomplexa, Aconoidasida, Piroplasmida, Babesiidae. The transcript is spliced from 7 exons. Gene Ontology annotation, biological process: triglyceride biosynthetic process. The record is from RefSeq and is a predicted model, not a curated record. Gene Ontology annotation, cellular component: endoplasmic reticulum membrane. The coding region runs from base 1 to 1674 and encodes 557 amino acids. Gene Ontology annotation, molecular function: diacylglycerol O-acyltransferase activity.
AUGAGGCACGGUAUCGGUGGAGCAGUCGCGUAUCCGCACCGGCGCAAAACGCACGUCAAGCGCUCCACGAGCAUCAUCUUCGGCAGGACGGGGGGAACAGUCAGUGACGCCGAGCUAGGUGCGAUGCACGAUGAAUUCGAUCCAUACGCGUCGAGUGGGACACCAGACGAAGAUGUGGCAGAGGAGUACGUACGAGUUGCAAGGCCUCUGCGGUCAGCAAAUGGCGAAGGAAGCGCGCGAAGGCGCGCCAAUAGCGCUCCCAAUCGCAAUUUCGGAUACUGGUACUUAAACGGGCACUCAAGCUAUGACGACCGGAGUCACCACAGCGGAAGGCCGCUGCACGAGACGCUGCAUACCGAAUUUCGCCCGAGCUUGCUGUCAGGCCACAUGCAACACCUGGACCUACAAGGUUUCAUGAACCUCGCCUUUGUGAUCCUGGUCGUCAUCAACUUUAGAGCGGUUAUCGGAAACUUCCGAAAGUACGGGUUGCUCCUGGAUAUACCGACGUUGUACAACUUUAAAUUGAAUGACUGGCCCCUGACGCGCUGCUGCAUCAAGGUGCACAUCACGAUAGUCUUCGCGUGGGCCAUCGAGCGGUUCAUUGCGCCGCUCUCAAGGAAGCCGCUCACUGUUCCCGUGGUGUUCCUCCAAAUGGUCAACCUCGGCAUCGUAUUUUACUACCCCUACCUCACGGUGGUCGUCUUGAAGACGCAGCCGGCGUGGUCGGCGCUGAUGCUCGCUACUUCGGUUGUAUGGGGUCUCAAGAUAUACUCGUUUCACCAUGUGUGUUUCGAUUACCGGCGUGCGGUAUGCAACGGUGAAAAAAUAUCGGACAUUUGCAAGACGAGAAUGGAGGCGAAGGCUGCGGCCAACUACCCGGGCUGCAUCAAGCUAACGGAGCUGUACCGGUUCCUCCUCAUGCCCACAGUUUGCUUCCAGUUCUACUACCCGCUCAUACGCAAAAUACGAUGGACACGGGCACUCAAGCACUUUGUGCAGUUCCUGUUCCUGCUCGCAGUGGCAAGGAUAAUCGGCGAUCAGUACAUAGUGGUGACCGUUACAAAUACGUUCACCAUGCAGGAGUUCAAGUCGGCGAACUUCUCUACCGUGGCCUACCACAUCCUUGACAGGAUGCUGCUGCUGUCUAUCCCAGUAUUGUACUGCUGGCUGACGAUGUUCGUCGUGAUUUUUCACCACUGGUGCAACUUCCUCGCCGAGAUCACGCGUUUCGGAGACCGACGGUUCUACGAUGACUGGUGGAAUGCGGCGUGCUUCGGCGAAUACUGGCGAAAGUGGAACCUGCCCAUUCACCAGUUCAUCGUGCGGCACAUCAGCAAGCCCCUGUUCAAGAUGGGCGUGCCGUGGGAGAUGAGCAGCGUCAUCGUAUUCACCAUCUCAGCGGCGCUGCACGAGUACCUGAUCUCAGUGCCGCUCGGACUCGGCUGGACAGGCUACGUCUUCUGCGCCAUGAUGGGGCAGAUACCGCUUCUGAUGAUCACGCGUGUUUCGGUGGUACGUGAAAUGGCUGUUGAGGAAUCUAGCAUUACGCAGUUCCGCAAGAACCGGACUCUAGGCAACGUGCUUUUUUGGUUCCUGUUCUGCUUCACAGGACAGCCGUUGGGUGUGUUGUUGUACUGGUACCUUUGGGGUGUAAAGCAGGGAUCUUUCGUCUAG